AUGGCUUUGAAGGGAUUUUUCGGCGUUGUAGCGCUGGGCCUCCUCAUACCCUUCUUGUAUGAGCGCUCUGCCGUUCUCUCAUUCUUCUAUACAAACACGCCUGCUCGGCUCCACCGGACCAACUCUCUCGGCAAAUAUGAGAUCAAGUUUGAAGACCGCAUGAGGAGCUGCGAGGAUGUUUUUCUCCUCGAAGAACAUCACCUAGCCAUCAUUGCCUGUGAUGCCGGCAGGGAGCGAUGGAACACGGUCAUGGGCGUGUUCCUUGAAGGAGAAGUUGCCAACGCUGACCUCUGGGCUUACGACUACGAAAGUGCAUCCAAACCAGAUGCCGAGUCUCUGACCCGUAUCAAGCUCACAGACUUUGCCUCUGCUCAAGACUUCCACACGUUGGGGCUCGCGUAUCAUCAAAAGACAUCUACGCUCUAUGUGACGAACCAUGCCAAGGCAGGCCCUCGAAUUGAGUUGUUCAAGCUGGAUAUCGCGUCCUUGACGGCAAAGCACAUCCGCACAAUCGAGCAUCCUCUCAUCCACGCCCCCAAUGCCAUCGCCUUGAUCAACGAGAAGGAGUUCUAUGUCACAAAUGCCCACUACUUCACCAGGGCACAAUCCAAAUUCCUAAGCCUCCUGGAAACUUACCUAGCCCUGCCUCUUGGUCCCGUUGUCCACGUGAGCCUCGAGAACCCUGAGGUUGAGGCAACCGUCGUCGCCCGAGUCCCUUUCGCAAAUGGUAUUGAAGUGCUCAACAGCUCGACCGUGGCCGUUUCUUCCACUUCUUCGGGAACUGUUUUUCUAUUCAACACACCAGACAAGCUGACAUUUGAGAACCCUACCAAAAUUCGUGUUCCAUUCCUCCCCGACAACCUCUCUUGGGCUAAUGGCAAACUUCUUAUCGCCGGUCACCCGUUUGUGCCGGCAUGCAACAAAUUUGCCGAGACGCGACAUAUCUGCAAUGAUCCGAGCGAACUCGAGGCUGCAUCACCAGAGAUGAAGGAGUACUGUGCCAAGGGCGAAGCGACUUCUGCUGUUGCGGAGUGGAGCGAGGAGGGCGGCUUGAAGAUUCUCUACUCCAGCACAGAGUAUCCUACAAGCACGACGGCCGUGAAGGACGCAAAGAGAGGCGUCGGCAUCAUUACGGGACUGUACGCCAACGGCAUCCUGGUCUGGCGGGAGAAGGAAUAG
Messenger RNA from Fusarium keratoplasticum, 1179 nucleotides. RefSeq lists its product as uncharacterized. The coding region runs from base 1 to 1179 and encodes 392 amino acids. The transcript is spliced from 3 exons. The record is from RefSeq and is a predicted model, not a curated record. Gene Ontology annotation, molecular function: arylesterase activity. NCBI's taxonomy places the organism in Eukaryota, Fungi, Ascomycota, Sordariomycetes, Hypocreales, Nectriaceae.